UUUUCGGCGUUGGUAGUCCCGAAAAACGGUUUUGUUUGGCGGUAACUGUCAAAAAAUAGGUUAUGAUGUUCAUUUUGGGGUGAUUUUUUGUGUUUUUUAGCGAUUUAAAAUGUAUGUGGAAGAUUUAAAAGAGGAAUUCUAUGAUUUUUUGAGUGGGAAAAGAAUUUUUUUAAUCGUUCAUUAUGAUAUAGACAGUAUAUGUACGUGCAAAAUACUUCAAAGUUUACUAAAAUACAAACAUAUUUUGUACAGUUUGGCCGUAGUGAGAGGUAUAGCUGAUUUAAAAACUGCUUAUCGUGAAAACUGUGAAGAUGUGAAAUAUUUUGUUUUGAUUAAUUCGGGUGGCACUAUAGACAUUGUGGAAGAAUUAGAGGCUGAAGAAGAUGUUAUUUUCUUCAUUUUAGACUCGCACAGGCCUACGGAUCUCUGUAAUAUUUACAGUAACGGGCAAGUGAGGUUGUUGUCUUCGCAGGAAGAAGACGGGGUUGUUCCUGAUUUCCAUGAAAUUUUUAAAGAGGAAUCUGAUUCUGAAGAUGAAGGGUUGCAAUCCGACAAUGAUGAUGUUGUUGGUGAUAGUGGGGAUGAUGGUGGAGGGGAUGGAGGGGAAGAAAGCCACGUUGCCAAACGUCGCAGGUUGAACGAGGAGGCAAUAAUGAAGAGGAGGGAGAAAAGACUGUGGGAGGACAAGAGAAACAAAUUGCUUUUUGAGUACUCCCAAUUCACCUACUACUCCAAAGCUAGUGCAAUUACCAUGUUUACUCUUGCCUGGAAAGUAAAUUUGGACGACAAAAAUUUGCUUUGGCUGGCAAUAGUCGCCCUUACUGAACAAAUGCUUUUCGGGAAAAUCGAAAAUACGCAAUAUGCGCUUGAAAUAGGUACUUUACAAGCUCAUGCAACAAGGUUGCACAACAAAACUAACGAUACGGACGUUCUAACAUCACUUAAAAUAAACUUUGAAAAAGAUUUGAAGCUAUCUUUGUACAGACACUGGUCAGUGGAAGAAAGCCUUAAAUAUUCCAUGUUUACCGCGGUAAAAAUGAAGUUGUGGUCCUUAAAAGGCGACAAAAAGUUGCAAGAACUAUUGGCAAACAUGGGUUUUCCUUUGGUUCAAACCAGACAGGCAUUUAAAUCCAUGGAUUUGCAAUUAAGGAAGGAGUUUCACGGGUCUUUAGAGAAGUUAUCAGAUAAAUACGGUCUACAGGAUAUUAUUUAUGCCUCUUUCACUUUAAAAUAUGGUUAUAGGAAUAAAUACUGCGCAUCCGACAUUGUCUAUGCGUUACUAGCAAUUUUGGAAGCUUCGCCUAGGGAGAAAAAAAUGGAGGAGUGCUUCAACUUGUCCUUGGACUGCCUUUCAAGGACGAAAAAAGACUUGACCGACAACGCAAUAGAAAAAGCCAAAGUCAUCACAAAAACGUUGUUCAAGACUGUGCAAAGUGCAUUGGACAUGAAACAAAUAAUUACCGCGGGCCCUUUUAUCUACUACAUUAUACAUGAAGGUUGCCUGGAUUGGUACAUGUUCUCCCACCUCCACGUUCUCUCCCUGCUGGCGCAGUUCAUCCUGCGCGCCUACGUUGCCAUGUCGCGCAACAAACGCGCGGCAACACUGCCUCUGAUAGUGUCCGCUCCGAAGCAGUUAGAGAUGGGAACGUGCGUUAUACUGGGAAUACCGCCUCUAUGCGAGAACUCGCCCAAAAGUUUUUUCGGUAAGGCGUUCGAACAGGCAGCUGAAAGAAUUCGAAUGGAGCCUGGAAGUGAUUUUUUCGAUACCUCUUAUUUUGAAUUGCAUACGAAAGAUAGAACUAGAUUUUUUGAUGCCCUUACGGCCCUUUUAACAUAGUUAAUUUAAAUUUGUGAUAAUUAUUUGAUUUUAAAUUAAGCAUUUUUUGUUUGUUUUAUCGUUAAAUUCACAUAAUUUUUCCACUGUACAUAGUAUUUAUUUAAUUUGUAUAUAUUUUUUUGAAUUUCACCCAUUAAGAUUUUUUUUACCAGUAAUAAAU
Molecule: messenger RNA, 1997 nt
Organism: Brassicogethes aeneus
Lineage: Eukaryota; Metazoa; Arthropoda; Insecta; Coleoptera; Nitidulidae
Source: the annotation of a GenBank genome assembly